Messenger RNA from Cylindrotheca closterium, 666 nucleotides. The record is from the annotation of a GenBank genome assembly. Lineage: Eukaryota; Bacillariophyta; Bacillariophyceae; Bacillariales; Bacillariaceae.
AUGGACGGUUUUCGACCCACUGUCAAUGAUGUCGAACGUAUCAGCUGGGGGAAACCUGCCAAACGAAAAGGAACUGGAUCACGUGGCAUGCCGCACCGAUUGAACGAAGACGAAAGAAAGUUGUUUGAUCAAGCCAGGCGAAAAGGAUUUCUGGAAGUCGCUGGUUCAGGAUGGAGAUCACAACGGCGAGAUGCGCCACUGCUGAACACGUAUCGAUCGUUGUGUGAUGCACGGGGACAAGCCUCGAUUGUUUUGCACAAAGACAAGACUGGUGUCGACGAAAUUGUGAUCGACUUAUCGCCCCUACGGUGUCAUGCAGCUUUCCAUGAUGUAGCUGUCAAAUGCCUCGAGCAUCAGCCUGAUGGAGAAAUCGUUUUUGGAAACAGCAAUGAAAACAACCUUCCAACAAUGUCGGAAGACAAUGACGCAAGAGAGAUCGAAUUGAGAGAUGAGGGGCCCGAAAUAGCAUCAUGGUCGGAAAGACCAAUUUAUCAACUACCUCCGUACUGCAUUGCGUGGAGAUUACCACGUGGAGAGGCAAAAGCCGUUGGCAAGAAAAUGGCAUCGUUGUUCGACACUGUUGAGAAGACAGCAGUGAGAUCAAAAAAACCAACCGGUGUCAAGCAUGGAAAGGGACGUCGUCACGGAGGAUAUGGAAUUGGCUAA